This is a messenger RNA of Aspergillus saccharolyticus JOP 1030-1, 1661 nucleotides long. RefSeq lists its product as uncharacterized. The transcript is spliced from 5 exons. The record is from RefSeq and is a predicted model, not a curated record. Gene Ontology annotation, molecular function: protein binding. NCBI's taxonomy places the organism in Eukaryota, Fungi, Ascomycota, Eurotiomycetes, Eurotiales, Aspergillaceae. The coding region runs from base 22 to 1614 and encodes 530 amino acids.
UCUACAGUCAUUGUCAGCACAAUGGGAUACUCCGAGGCCUACUGCCACCUCUGCGGGGUCAGCUUCAACAUCGGUCGCCACCGAGCGGUCGGCGAGCCCCUGGUAGCCACUUUCGGCGGCGAAGACGGCCUGGGGACGGACCCCGCGGACCUGGAUCUGGCCGCCUGCGCCGAGAAAGGCUGCGUCUUUGCGCUUCGCCCCCCAGACGACCCGGACGAUGACCAGCAAGCCGAAGAGCCAUACGAAUCCGACUCGGACUAUGACUCGAGUGAUGCCAUGAGCCUUCCCGAUGAUAACAAUUCCAAUCACCUGCAAACUCCCAGCACAGACGAAGCAUUAUACCACACCUUCCUCUCCAACACCCUCCGCACCGCCAAUCCCAGAGACUACGCCGGCGAACCCGUCGCCCUCUUCGCCGCCGCCACAACAAAGCAAACCGACACCCUCAUCCCCAUCCCCAUCCCCUCCGCCCCCGAAUCCCCCCCGGACGACCUCGAACACAUCCCCGCCCCCACCUGCGGCAGCGACCCAACCGCCUACCCGGGCUCCGCCAUCUCCCUGGCCGAAAUGCGCGGCUGCCGCACCGCCCAGUUCCUCAUCCACAAGUCCCAGGCAGCCGAACCGUGGCGUCCGGACGGGCUCCACGAGGACUGGGAGGUGACGGGGGACUGGUUCCUCUCGGGCCUCUGCGACGGGAUGCGCUCCCGCGAUUGCGGAUUCCCGGACGUUUGGCCUGCAAGGGGGGGCGUGCGGACUGUCAGGGCGGAUAAUGUUACGUUUCAGCCCGUCGAUCCCCACGAGAUCGCCAUGCCCAUCCACCCCUGGUGCCUCGACAUAUUCAUCCGGCAAUCAAAACAACACUUCCAGAAAGUCGACCUCGACAAGCUCUUCAAUUGGCGCAAUUCCGAGUUCAGUUAUGAGGAGUUUCACGCGUUCCCGCGGGCAGCGGACGUGUUUGAGGCCCGGGAGCGAUGGUGGAACCAUGUGCCGGGGAAGGAGUAUCUAGCGGCGAACCCGCUCUACGUGCCGGGAUUACCGGGGUUGCUGGCCGAGGCGACGCAGCAGAAGUCGGGGUCUCGUGGAUUGGAUGAUGGGCAGCAGAAGACCGCGGUUAGCUGCGAUCCGCUGGGUUCUCUCCCGCUGGAUCUGCGGCUGCAUCUCGUCGGCUUCCUCGGCGCGGAGGAUCUCGCGGCUCUGCGUGCGGCGUCGCGGGCGUUUACGGAUUUGCCGAAUAGUGUUUGGUAUCGGCUCGUGCGGGAGGAGAUGCCCUGGUUGUGGGAGGCGUGGGGGGCGGUCGGGAUGGAGGAGCAUACGCCGUCGUGGUGGACGACGGUAACUGUGAGGGAGGCGCGGUUUAUGUACGAGGCGCGGAAGCAUUAUGCUGAGGUUUUGAGGGAUGAGAGUCCGGAUGAUCAGGGUUUGGUCGACUACCUCGCUCCGCGGCCGGUUGGGGUGCCGGAGCUGGUGAAGUUGGAAAAGGCGACUACGGACUGGCAUUACGUGUAUACUCAGAUCAAGUCUCGCUGGGGGCGGCUGAAGGGAUUGCGGAACCGGCAACGGAUCUGGUUGGAUGUGGAGGAGAUUAUUCGGAGGAUGCAGGUUGCUGAGGGCUAGGAGAAGAUUCAGUCUCAAUAAUUAGGCCUUGGUAAAUAAGGGUGUGC